Molecule: messenger RNA, 999 nt
Organism: Symbiodinium natans
Lineage: Eukaryota; Dinophyceae; Suessiales; Symbiodiniaceae
Source: the annotation of a GenBank genome assembly
AUGCCGGUCAUGGGCUUCUUGCUGGCUUUCAUUUCGGCCGUUGCAACUGCAGCCGGCGAGGAUUUCAGGGUAGACUCGAGCAGGUUGGCGUCUCAGGAUAUUAUCCUAGGAUCUCGCGCCUCAUGCUCCUUCUCCUUCUCCUUCUCCUCCUCCUUCUCCUCCUCCUUCUCCUCCUGCUCCUCCUCCUCCUUCUGCUUCUCCUCCAAGGAGGAGGCCAACUGUGCUGCGGAGACCCGGCGGUGGCAACCACCCCGACUCCUCGCGAGGAAUCCGUUGAUAUACGUCAUUGACAACUUCGCAACCAAGGAGGAAUGCCUCGAAGUCUUCAACAACAGUCAUGGGCGCAUGGAAUCUGCACGCGUCUGGAAAGGGAGCAUGGGCCGCGAGUCUCAAAAUGCGGCAGUGAGGAGCGGCCUCACUACCACACUGAACAAGCCCGCGAAGUGGACUUCAGUAACGCGAGAGAUCAUCGAGCGAAUGGAUGCAGCGACGAUGAUGCCCCAUGCAGUGGGCCAGUAUCUUCAAGUCACCCAGUACGACGUCGGAGAUUCCUACGAUCUACACCGCGACUCAAGCAUAGAGGCCGCGCGGACGCUCACAGCCAUCCUCUUCUUGGAGGAGCCUGAGGAAGGAGGCGAACUCAUCUUCCCCUGGGUGGACGACCUGGUGUCUGGGCCCGUGGCAGGGGCCGAAGGUGCCCCGCGCAAGGAUGCAAAAGAGAUCCUCGCCUCGGGCAAGCUCCCGCCGUUGCGGGAGGUUUGCGAGGCUGGACUCCGAGUGCGCCCGGUGCAAGGGCGGCUGGUGGUUUUCCGCAGCCAUGACCUCAUGGGCCGGCUGAUCAUGCCGCACUCUCUGCAUGGCUCCUGCCCAGUGAGAAGGGGCGUGAAGCGACUUGCCCAAAGGUGGUAUCAAUGGCACGACGUGCACUCGAACAACCUUCUCGGAGAGCUCAUCUCUCAGACGGGCCUGGAGCCAUCCUGGCGAGUGAAGCCGAAGUGA